This is a messenger RNA of Closterium sp. Yama58-4, 702 nucleotides long. The record is from the annotation of a GenBank genome assembly. Lineage: Eukaryota; Viridiplantae; Streptophyta; Zygnematophyceae; Desmidiales; Closteriaceae.
AUGCCUAGAUUUUGUUUUUGCUUGCCAUUCACCCUUGUGCUCAUAUUACAAUGUAUACUCACCUGCUUGCUCACUCUCCCCCCCACCCCAUUCUCUUCUCUAGCUUUUUCUCCUAACACCCCGCCGUCGCUAGCACCUCCCACCCAGCCGUCUCUCUCCCUCCCAUCCCCCGUAUCCUCUUUCUCCCUCCUCGCCGUCGCGUCUCCUCCUUCCCGCCGUCGCCUCUCCUCCUCCUCGCCGUCGCAUCUCCUCCUUCCCGCCGUCGUCGCCUCCCACUCCUCCCCGCCGUCGCCUCCCCUCCUUCCCGCCGUCGCCUCUCCUCCCCCCGCCGUCGCCUCCCCCUCCUCCCCGCCGUCGCCUCCCCCUCCUCCCCGCCGUCGCCUCCCCCUCCUCCCCGCCGUCGCCUCCCCCUCCUCCCCGCCGUCGCCUCACCCUCCUCCCCGCCGUCGCCUCCCCCUCCUCCCCGCCGUCGCCUCACCCUCCUCCCCGCCGUCGCCUCCCCCUCCUCCCCGCCGUCGCCUCCCCCUCCUCCCCGCCGUCGCGUCACCCUCCUCCCCGCCGUCGCGUCACCCUCCUCCCCGCCGUCGCCUCCGGCGACAGGUGCACGAGCGCCAGCGCGAGUUGGUGCGCGAGCGCGAGUUGGUGCGCGAGCGCGAGUUGGUGCGCGAGCGCGUUGGUGCGCGAGCGCGGAUUGUUUCAUGA